This is a messenger RNA of Calliphora vicina (urban bluebottle blowfly), 3617 nucleotides long. RefSeq names its product Zinc-finger protein 72D (gene Zn72D). Bases 405 to 3122 code for a protein of 905 amino acids. Gene Ontology annotation, molecular function: single-stranded RNA binding; double-stranded RNA binding; zinc ion binding. NCBI's taxonomy places the organism in Eukaryota, Metazoa, Arthropoda, Insecta, Diptera, Calliphoridae. Gene Ontology annotation, cellular component: precatalytic spliceosome. The record is from RefSeq and is a predicted model, not a curated record. The transcript has 7 exons.
AAGAAAACUGAAAUACUUAUUUCCCAGCUGCUUCGCAAAAUUUCAAAAGAAAAAAAAGCUAAAUUACCAUCACUGGUAUCUACUCAAAAGCAUUUUCAGAAGUUCAUGCAAUUUUUUCCAAAGAUUCGAAAUAAAAAUAAUUGGUAAGAAAAGAGAAAACAAUUUAUGUGAUUUAUUGAUCUAAUCAAUAAAUAAAUUAAUUCGGAGACUACAAGACGCAAAUUGUAAAUUUGACCGGCGUUUCCGGCAAGAAAGAAGUACGUUCUUUAUAACAGAGAUAUUUCGUGUGUGUAUAACAGAGUUUUAAACAGUUUUUGCAGUAGUGGUGGUCGUCGUCGUUACUGUUACCGUUGCCGUUGCGUCGAGGACUUUUGUAAUUUGAAUACAAGAAGAAAAAAAUAAUCAUGGCCAAUAAUUACUCCGGGUUUAGUUACGGCGGUACCCAGUACAAUUCGACGGGUACACCGGGGGCAUAUAGUUCCAAUUCAGUUGCGUAUCCGGCUGUAACCAACGCCACUUAUGCAAACGCCGCCGCUUAUCAAUCUGCCGUAGCUGCUGGCAGCGGUAGUUACGCAGCUGGAGGUGCAGCCGGAGCUGCUGCUGCAGGUUAUGCAGGAUACAGUGGUGACUAUAGUCGUGCGCCAUUGCAGGCCUAUGACUCGUCAAAAACAUUUUAUCAGCAGGCGGCCUCCAACUACAACACCGCUGCAGCGCCUACGGUCACCAAGACUCACUACUCGGCACCGCCAGUUAAAAAUGUGACUCCGAUCGGUACAAAACCUACGGUUGGCAAAGAUAAAAGUGGCGCUGGGACUCCUGGAAAAUUGCCUGGAACCGCUGUGACUACAGCACCUGGUUCCUAUUCCAAUUAUGAUGCUGCACUCUACAGUGCUGCUUCCAUGUAUGUGGCUCAGCAACAACAACCUGGUACUGGUAAUCCAGCCAAGUCUAAUGGUUCCGCAGGUGCUUCUGGAAACUGGCCGCCAUAUCGCAAAGGCGGUCCCGGUGGUCCGGGCAACAAAAUUUCGCGGCCGAAGCAGGCACCCAGACCACAACAACUGCAUUAUUGUGAGGUUUGCAAAAUAUCUUGCGCUGGACCGCAAACCUAUCGAGAACAUUUGGAGGGUCAGAAACAUAAAAAACGUGAGGCAUCACUUAAAAUGCAGGCUAGUGCACAAACUACUUCGCAAAAUCGUGGCAACAAUUAUCAUUGUGAACUUUGCGAUGUUACUUGUACCGGCACAGACGCCUAUGCCGCUCAUGUUCGUGGAGCCAAGCAUCAAAAGGUCGUAAAGUUACACCAAAAACUGGGUAAACCCAUUCCCUCGGAGGAACCCAAGAAGAUGUCCAAAAUAAACUUUGUCCCUGCUGGCGGUUCCGCAGCCGGCACAGCAACCAAAGCAGGAGGUGGCGAUGAAGAAGAAAAUCCAGCUGAUGAUAAAAUGGAUGAUAAUGCUGAUGAUGCCAGUAAUCAUGAAAAUACUGACAACAUUAAACCAGUCGGUGGGGAAUUCAUCGAAGAAGUUAAGGAUGAAGAGGGAAAAAUUCUUAGCUUCAAUUGCAAGUUGUGCGAUUGCAAAUUCAACGAUCCAAAUGCUAAAGAAAUGCACAUGAAAGGUCGUCGCCAUCGUCUACAAUACAAACGUAAAGUUCAGCCCGAUUUAGUGGUGGACUUUAAGCCUACACCACGACAACGCCGUCUAGCUGAAGCUCGUGCUCAACGAGCUCUAAUGAAUUCUCAUCGCGGCCAAAAUUCAAACUUUGGUGAUAAGCAGGCAUAUUGGGGCGAUGAACAACGUCGACGUGCUCAGUUCGAUGACGAGUAUGAUUACAAUAAUUGGCUAGCUCGCAGUUUUGGAGGCAAUCAACGUGGAUUCGGUGGCCGCAUGGGUAAUGGACCGCCACCAUUCUUUGGCAUGAUACCUUCAAAUAUUCGUCGUCCGGAAAGCAACGACGACCGUCAUGCCAUUGCUCGUCAUGCACAAAUCUAUCCGAAAGAAGAGGAACUACAGCUUAUUCAACGCAUUGUUUCGCAUACUGAGCGUGCAUUAAAAUAUGUUUCGGAUAGCCUUGCUGAAAAUCCCAACGAUAGCGGUCCUUCUUCGGCUAAAAAAGAGAAAAAUGAUGGCAGUGCUGUCAAAGAUGGACGUGACAAUCAAAUGUUGUCGUUCCAAAAGGAGGCUGACUCUGGAAAUGUUCGCAUUUUAAAGGGUGUUAUGCGCGUUGGAUUCUUGGCCAAGGGACUACUCUUGCAAGGAGACAAUGCCGUUGAAUUGGUCGUACUCUGUUCAGAGAAACCCACAAUUGGUCUUUUAAAGGGAGUUGCAGCUGAAUUACCAGAAAAACUAAAAGAGGUUGCAGGUGAAAAUCCUGUUGACUACAAAGUUGAAGUAUUAAUAGAAGAAUCAGCAGUUUUAGUUCAAGAUGAAGCCGUAUCUGUUAAAAUUUCGUUGACUUCUCCAUUGUUGCGUGAAUCUCCAGAUGGUGGAAAAGCUGAAAAUAAUAGUAGCACUGGUGAUGCUGCAUUGUUGCCGCGAGAACCAUGUCUAAAGGCACUCGCAGAACUUCGUCAUGCCAAAUGGUUCCAGGCUAGAGCAACCGGUUUACAGUCAUGCGUUAUGGUUAUACGCAUUCUACGUGAUCUCUGUCAACGUAUACAAUCCUGGCAGGCAUUGCCACAGUGGUCAAUGGAAUUAUUGGUUGAGAAAGUCAUUUCAUCUGCUGGUUUCCCCAUAUCCCCUGGCGAUUGUUUGCGACGCAUUAUGGAAGCAUUGGCUUCCGGUUUCCUCAUCAAUGGUCCUGGUCUAUUGGAUCCAUGUGAAAAGGAGCCACAAGACGCUCUACACGAUUUGUCUAAACAGCAGCGUGAAGACUUGACCGUUUCAGCACAACUUUUCUUGCGUUACAUGGCAUUCAGACAAAUCUAUAAAGUUCUUGGUAUGGAUCAACUACCAGCUCCAAAAUUUCCAUCACGCCCAUGGCGUAUAAAUCGCAAACGUCGUCGUUCUCAGGGCAAAGACAAUACAGAUGGCGGCGAGCCUGGCAAUAAUAAUGCAGAUGCUGAGGAAUGCGCAUCCGAUGAAAAGAUUCCUAAAAAAGAUGGAAACGAUGCAGCUGCCUAAACAUUUAAAUACACAUACAAUACGUUACCAAUAAUAAUAAUAACACAAACAUAUAUUUAUCUACAUAUUAUAAUUUAUUACAAUGCGUUAUAUUUAGAAUUUCCCAACUGAAAAAAAAGAUGAAAAAAGUAGAGCAGAUAUGUUAACAUUUUGGUAUCCGAGCGAAUCGUACGGAACGAUUUGUUAUUUGAUUUUCAGUUUUGAACCUUCAGUAAUAAUAGAAGUUUUUUUUAUAGACACAUACAAACACAAAAAAUAUGCAUACAAUAUACAUAUAAACCAUGAAGUUAAUUCCGUAUUGCCAUGUAUGUACUUGAUCGUGUAUGGUAUUAAAUAUGAUUAUUAUAAUGAAACAUUAUAAACUUAUGUAUGUAUGUAUGAAUACUUACUUAUAUAUGUAGUACGUUGACAUUGAAGACAACAUAAACAACAUUAUUAACAUUAUAAUAUAAUAUCUUGAAUUUUAAAUAAAAUAAACACAAUCAGAAUUAAAAA